Molecule: messenger RNA, 3471 nt
Organism: Rhineura floridana
Lineage: Eukaryota; Metazoa; Chordata; Lepidosauria; Squamata; Rhineuridae
Gene: BBS12
Product: Bardet-Biedl syndrome 12
Exons: 2
Coding region: 163-2436 (757 amino acids)
Biological process (GO): chaperone-mediated protein complex assembly; photoreceptor cell maintenance
Molecular function (GO): ATP binding
Source: RefSeq, a predicted model, not a curated record
CAGUGGAUGCUACUGAGCAUGCUCAGCAGAACUAGAAUUCCGUCCGGGGCGGGCAAGUGAGUCGAUUUUGUGAUUGCCCGGAUAGCAGCGGCUGGCGCGCACGUCACCCCAAAGAGAAGCGAAAGCAGUUAGUAGGUUUAUGGAGGGAGGGAUGAAAAGCUGAUGCUCAGGCACGGCGUCCUGGCACCUUUCAAAGGGAAACUAAAAUUCAGCAGAUGUCUUGGGAUCAUGGCUUCCAGAAACAUGAACAGAAAGAGACACAUUGGACUGCAGCAGCUUUCAGCUUUGGCAUCCACUGGAAGGACACUUUUAGGACCUGUGAAAUUACCCAAAUUUAUUGUUGAUGAAAGUACUCCUGGCGGUGUGUUGAUUUGUUCUCCAGUGAGACUUCUUGAAGGUUUGGAUUUAAGCAGUGCAGUGGGUCAACUUCUUCAUGAAGCCAUCCAGGCACAGAACAGAGAAUAUAAUACUGGAACAACUACCCUAUUGUUUCUUGUUAGCGUGUGGAGCAAUGCUGUAUUUGAAUGCCUUCAGCAGGAUGUUCCCCUUUCAGUAGUGGUGGCUGAGAUGUCUGAAAGCCUGAACUCUUGCAUUGAACAAGUGCAGUGCCUUAGAGUAUCCCUAUACAACAUGCAGCAAGGGUUAGAGGGUAUUCCUAUUGAAUGUAAUGAGAAAGCCCCUAUUAACAUAUGUUCUGGCACUGCUGGAAGACCUAUGACUGAAAUGAAGACCCCAGGUAUCAAAUCUAACAAUAGUUCUUUUGAUCUGCUUGAAGAUUCUUAUGAAUAUGCACAAGUAUCAGAGGAAAAAUCUGAAGUUGUUACCAUCCAGCAAGCAAACACAUGCAAUUAUUGGGGAAAGUGUGUGUAUCCAGGGGCAUUUACGACAUGCAAAACAGCAUGUUCACUUGCAAAAUCGGUAGACCCUAGCUGUGUUUUUACAGUUUGCAAAACUGUGAUUCAGAAAAACCGCAGUUCCCAAAGCUGUCAUUUGGGUGCAUCAAGCCAUCACAAAAGUUUAAAAUUAACCCACAGUAGGCACUUCAGUAGUGUAAGGGAAAGCCCUUCACCACAGCAAACCAAUCAACUAGACAGAGGUAUAAAACAUUUUAAUGGGCUGAGUGAUUUGGGACAACUGGCAAUGUCUUUAGGCCAUGGAAACUGGCAUGCCAUGAAACUGGUACAGGAUAUUCUCAGAUGCCAGCUGCAGACUGCCAACAAAAUGGCUGAUGCCCUUCCGUUCCAAUUUAAUAUUUCAGAAGUUGUGACCUGUUGUUUGCCAGGCAUGUCUGAAAGUCAUUCUUGUGUUUGUCCUGGGUAUAUCACUUUAGUACAUCCAGAGAAAGCUGUUGUUGCUAAGCAGCUGCAGGAUAGGCCUCUUCGUAUUAUUCUUGUCGAUGGCGACCUAACUGAAACAUAUCACCAUUUGGGGUUUAACAGGUCACAGGAUGUGAGGAUGUUCUUAGAAAGUCUGACUGGUCAAGAGAACAGCUCAAGCUUGUGGGUUGACUCCAUGUUAGAUAUUAUGAUUCAGUCCAAGGUCAAUGUAAUUCUGGUACGAGGUGACACAUGUGCAACUUUAGAAGAAAGAUGUCUGCUGAAUAACAUAGUGAUAAUUAAUGAGGUAGCUGGGAGUGUGCUGAAGGCUUUUAGUGAUAUUACAGGAGCAGACAGAGUGACUUACCUCACCCAAGUGAAUGAGCAUUGUAUAGGUGAGAGUGUCUGUCUGAACCUCUAUGGAAUGCUGGAGUUAAGUGGGGUAGAACUGGAUGGCCAAAUGCCAGUUGCUUUAACAGCAAAAGGAAUUCACUUGGUAACAGUUGUGCUUAGUUGCCCAGUUACCUCUAAGAUGCAAACCAUCGAAGAUCUCUUUUGGACCUGUGCUUAUCGUGUGCAUCAUGCCCUUCUUGAUCAAGCAGUCUUUCCAGGAGGUGGCACUGUUGAGUUCCUGUGUCUCAGUUAUCUUGAGAAUAUGGAGAAAGCAGCCAAAAAUUCCAGCGGAGGGUUUCAGGCUGGCUCCUCUUGGCUUGCAAAACAUUCAGAACAAUAUAAACCUCUGGUGCAUAAUGCUUUGGCAUGUGGUUGGCACCAGUACAUUUGUACUGUCAUGUAUAACACUGCAAACUUUAUGUCAGAGUUUGAAGCCAGCACCUUCAUACAGCAGCAUCUCAGAAAAGCAGCCUUGUGUGGUUCACCAUCAGCAUAUAUGCUAGAUGAGUUUAAGAAGGGGAAGAUGGGAGUAGCAAGUGGUGAAUAUGUCGGGAUAUAUGAAAAGCCACUCAGAGUGUAUGACAAUGUUACUGCUAAGGUGGAAGCAUGGCGUAGAGCUCUAGAUUUGGUUCUGUUAGUGCUUCAAACUGAUGCUGAAAUUAUCACAGGGCCUCAGAGGGAACAGUUGCUGAAGUCACAGGGCUCAAGUGAGUUCAUGUUUUUGUAGGAAUGUGCAGGCCUUCCUAUGGUUAUGUUUCCGGAAUAUGAAGGUUACAUAUAUUCCUGGGCAAGCUCAAAAGCAAAAAUAGAUUAGGUGAAUAAAAUUCAGAAGUGCUGGGAGUCUUGACUUCAGUUAUAGAAGGACUAUUUUCUAUGGUCUGUUUAAUCAUAAUGCUUUUUAUUCCUAGUUAUUGCCACUGACCAUAAUCCAGUACAAAUUUAUUAUCAGUAAGUUUCAUUCAUUUCAGUGGAACUUAAACCCCUUAAAUUGUGUGAUAUUCUUGGCUCCCUUCAGGAUGAAAUAUUUAAGGGCUCCAUUCUACAGCACAACUAGGUUUAUUUGUUUUUAACUGGUUUUUUUAAUAAAUUGAAAUGUUGCCUAUUAACUUUGUUUUAAGAAUUGCCAGUGGCGCAAAUGGUGGGAUAUAAAUUUGAAAAAGAAAGUAAAUCAUUAGGUUGUGUGGAUAUAAGCAAUAAAGUGGAAUUGCAGUUAGAUAUUGGAAGUUCCAGGUGCUAUCCUUGAAAGAAUAAUCUGUUAAUGUGCUCACUUUACUGGGAUGUUCUCCUAUGCAAGCCCAGAUGAAAUGAACUGGAUUGGCAGUUCAUUUGUCAACAGAACUUCUGCAACAGCUGCUGUAGCAUAGUAGCUGAGAAACUGACCUAUGUAAAUGAAGAAGUCUCCAGCUCAAAUCUAGUCUCACUAGCUGCCCCUAGGCUAGACAAGCCUUUCUUUUGCUGCCAGUGUCAGCCCUCUCCCCCACCCCAUGCCAUCUGUAGUAUGGACAUAAUACUCACCUACCUAGAAUGGUUGUUGUAAGGAUUAUACCAUAAAGUAUGUGAAGGCCCUUGAACACUCUACAGCACCGUAUAAGAUAUCUUUAUGAUGAUACUGCUGUUAAUUUCAAUGGAACUCUUGUAGGCGGGCUUCCUAGUGGGUUGUUUGGAUGUGUAGGCAAAUGAUGGACAAGCCAGGAACAAUAGUGUUCUUACAUUUACUUCAAGAGAGUAGUUAUUUUAGAUUAAUACAAUAAAAAUUAUACAU